Molecule: messenger RNA, 1809 nt
Organism: Seminavis robusta
Lineage: Eukaryota; Bacillariophyta; Bacillariophyceae; Naviculales; Naviculaceae
Source: the annotation of a GenBank genome assembly
GGUACAGGUACCGGUACAUCAUGAUCUGAGCUCUGUUCGUGCACCUCUCAACAGCAUGAGCUGGCUUCCAACCGAAGAUCCACGAUCCACCAUGUCAAAAUUGCAUGCCGAAAUGCGAAAGUCUUUCGAUAUUUCUGUGAUAAAGACCGCGGUCAGGUUGGAUGUUGCCAGAUGUUGUCUAUGUUGUCUUGAUCAACCAGAGCUCCUCGUUGAUUGAUCGAUUGAUUGCAACAUACCAUGUCCAAACGGUUGCCCGGCAUCCUUCUCUUCUUGGUAGUGGUAGUGCUAUGUGUGUUCUUUCAGAGUCGGUACCUUGCAGUGCUACUGCAACAGCAGGAGCUGAUUUCGCCACCUGCAGACCUCAUGCUGUCCGUCAAUCAGUGGGUGGAUUGCAUGGGAGCAAAUGGGUCUCAUCAGGGCAACACGGUCCAACCAAAAACAAAAGAAGUGGAGGGUGUGGUCGUUUUGGAUAUGCUGGGGUUUCUGGGAAACAAUAUUUUUGAAAUUGGGUUUGCCAACCGAGUGGCAAUGGAACUGAAUUGGAAAAUAGCGUACCGAAGUGGUUGGCGGUCUCCCUUUUUUGUCGACCCCAAGGCGGAAGAGUGCUAUCCUCAUGCCUUUUUGACGAAUUCUAAUUCUACGGAUAUCUAUGAAAACCAUCCAGUGUUCCAGGGCACUGGCAUUGGAAUGGAUCCGAGCUCCAACGUUCAGCUCGAGGCUUGGCUGGACAAAUUCAAGAAUCAAACGCAAACAGAUUCCAUGCCAUCUCUUCAACAACCUGCUGUUGUACAGUCGUGCCGGCACAGGAGCUGCAACUUUGCCCAUGUUCCAACCUAUGUGGAACCACUGAAAAACUCUACUAUCAAAGUGCUGUUCUUGCAUGCCUUUUUUAUUCAUGGAGGAUGGCUGGAAGAAGAAAAAUGGCGACACAAAAUGAGCCACUGGUUCGCACCCAUGGCAAAAUGCUGCCCUUCUCCCAUGCCGCCGGAAAAUGCUAUUGUCAUUCACAUUCGGGAUUUUGAAAGUGACCCCGACAAGAAAAUUGCGCACAAGCUGCGAUCCGUCCAACCCAGUGUGUACUUGGAAAUUAUGAAAAGCUACAAUCUACUGGACCCAGAUCGACCCGUGUGGGUUGUCUGUCAGCCUUCCAGUGUCGAUUCCAAAAUGGUUCAGGGAUUAAAGGAGCUACUACAACCACCAUUCAUCAAAGAGUUCCGGAUCAUGACGGGUGUUGAUGCCUAUGAUGCCUUUUGCAUUCUACAGAGGGCAAAGACACUACUCAUGUCCUAUGGCAGCACAUUUUCUCAAGCCGCAGCUUUGUCAUCCAUGUAUCCCGAUCCUGCUGUCCAUGUGCCCUUUGUGCCCAUGACGGGUGGUGUGUCGGAUGCAACCGCCUACAUUCCGACAUGGAAAUAUCAUUAUGUGGAGGAAACCAACAAGGAUUCCAUCAAGGAGUACGAAGCUCCCAAGGAAAGAUUCCGUUGGCGUUUGGACUGAACAGCCGAGUACCGGUAGCGACAAACGUUAUGUGAAGGUCCUGUACCUGGUAGAGGGUCUCUUUGAGAAAGCUACGAUGGAACAGAAAUUUGUGAGCGUUGACCUCGUUGUCCCCGCGGACGUGCGUUUGGUCCAAAUUGACAAUCAUGAAUGCGGACAGCAGAAGCGCCGCACUCCUCGCGCUACGCCCAUGACGAGCAAUGUCUCAAGCAUUCCAGCUUAGCUAUCGGGUCCUGGCUAAGUAACCCCAGGUUCAUUAAUGUCAACACGAUUCUUCUUGUAGUUCCAUAAUAUUAGUCCUUAAUUAACAUU